Molecule: messenger RNA, 3118 nt
Organism: Meriones unguiculatus (Mongolian gerbil)
Lineage: Eukaryota; Metazoa; Chordata; Mammalia; Rodentia; Muridae
Gene: Rnf2
Product: ring finger protein 2
Exons: 7
Coding region: 157-1167 (336 amino acids)
Cellular component (GO): ubiquitin ligase complex; PcG protein complex
Molecular function (GO): ubiquitin protein ligase activity; chromatin binding
Source: RefSeq, a predicted model, not a curated record
CCAGUCUCUCAUGAAUAUUGAGCGGCCCCUGUUGUAUUUCCCGAGCUCCAUUGCGGAAGCCGAGGCUCGCCAUAUUGUGCGGCGGCGCCGGCGGUUGAUCCUCGAGUCUCGCUCCGGCCGCGGCCAGCGCAGCCCCGGGCUGGGGCAGGAGCCGCAAUGUCUCAGGCUGUGCAGACAAAUGGAACUCAACCAUUAAGCAAAACAUGGGAACUCAGUUUGUACGAAUUACAACGAACACCUCAGGAGGCAAUAACAGAUGGCUUGGAAAUUGUGGUUUCACCUAGAAGUCUACACAGUGAAUUAAUGUGCCCAAUUUGUUUGGAUAUGUUGAAGAACACCAUGACUACAAAGGAGUGUUUACAUCGGUUUUGUGCAGAUUGCAUUAUCACAGCCCUUAGAAGUGGCAACAAAGAAUGCCCUACCUGCCGGAAAAAACUGGUCUCUAAAAGAUCACUAAGGCCAGACCCAAACUUUGAUGCACUCAUCAGCAAAAUUUAUCCAAGUCGCGAUGAGUAUGAAGCUCAUCAGGAGAGGGUGUUGGCCAGGAUCAACAGGCACAACAACCAGCAGGCGCUCAGCCACAGCAUCGAGGAGGGGCUGAAGAUCCAGGCCCUGAACAGAUUGCAACGAGGCAAAAAGCAACAGAUUGAAAAUGGCAGUGGAGCAGAAGAUAAUGGUGACAGCUCACAUUGUAGCAAUGCGUCAACACACAGCAAUCAGGAAGCGGGCCCCAGUAACAAACGGACCAAAACAUCUGAUGAUUCUGGGCUUGAACUUGAUAACAACAAUGCAACAGUGGCAAUUGAUCCAGUAAUGGAUGGUGCUAGUGAAAUUGAAUUAGUAUUCAGGCCCCAUCCAACACUUAUGGAAAAGGAUGACAGUGCACAGACAAGAUACAUAAAGACUUCAGGUAAUGCCACUGUUGAUCACUUAUCCAAGUAUCUGGCUGUGAGGUUAGCUUUAGAAGAGCUUCGAAGCAAAGGAGAAUCAAACCAGAUGAACCUUGAUACAGCCAGUGAGAAGCAGUACACCAUCUACAUAGCCACAGCCAGUGGCCAGUUCACUGUGUUAAAUGGUUCUUUUUCUUUGGAAUUGGUCAGUGAGAAAUACUGGAAAGUGAACAAACCCAUGGAACUUUAUUAUGCACCCACCAAGGAGCACAAAUGAGCUUUUAGAAAUCAAUUCUGAGACUGAACUUUUUAUAGGCUUUUCUUUUAUUAAAGAUGUUCCAUCAUUACUGUUAUGGACAGAUCUGGGAUAUGUUCAGUUUUCUUUCUGAGCCAGACUUGUUUACACUAUUAGAUUCAUUUCUCCUUAAUUUAAGACUUUUUGGAAGGGACUCUAGUAAUUCAGCACUCCCCGCCCCCUUAAUAGUAUAACUAAGUUAUAUGCUUAUAGGAAGUGUGGUUCCUUUGGGGAGGACACUUAGGCUUGGAGUUUUUCACAGUUCUCUAUUCUUUUCUUUUUCUUCCAGUUUUUGAUCUUUUGAGAAAGGGUCUUAUUAUAAAGCCCUCGCUAGCCUCAAACUUACUGAGUAGACCAGGCUGGCCUUGAAUUUGGAGUGAUACUCCAUACUGGGGUUAUAGGCGUGCAUUAGCAUGCCCGGCUUAAGGUUCAGUUGGCCAUCAGCCAUCUUUCCUCCUUUUAAAAGUUUUUUUAAUCUAAAGAAUGUUAGACAAUAUGUAUUCUGACUUUUUUCCCUUGGAGUCUUGUAUAUUUAUAGUUUUCUAUAUAAACUGUAGUAUCUUCAUGAAGACCGAGGCUCAAAUUUACUGUGCUUAAAACAAUUCUCAUAGGAUUAUUAUUUUCAUGGUAUUUUCUUACAUAAUGUCUCAUUUAAAAAGAGGUUCUUUAUGAACUUGGUAUCCAUUGUCAUGCAAUGUUUUUUGUUGUUGGUUUUUUUUUUUUUUUUCAUUUGUUUUCACUAUAAGCUUAGAAUUUCUGGUCAUGGGGAAGAGAAUCAAAGUUCCUUGAGAACAUGGUUCAUUUACAGAUUUCACUCAAGGAAGAAAAGUUUAAGUUGGUGAUGAUAGGUAUUCCUAUGUACAUUUAAGAGUUCUUUUCUUCUGUAUUAGUUUUUACUGUUCAGUUUUAUUAUGUAUGUUUGAUGCUUUUCUCUAUUAAAAAUACCAGAGAUACGGAGAUAUUUUGCACUUUAGCCUUGAUGAAAAGUACAAGAUAUGUUCAAAGCUUUUCUUAAUUUCUUAUGAAUUCAAGAAUAACAUGACACAUAGAGUUAAAAAUGGAAAAGAAAGGUUGCUUUUGUUUGAAGAGUUCUUUGUGUUUUGAAUUGCCAUGUGUUUAUAAAUUUAGUGCGCUGCUAAUUACACUCUAGAAGCAGGUUAAUGGAGUGUGAACAUUGCUUUGAUAUAUUAUGAGACAAUUCUGUAGAAGGAUGUCACCCAGUUGGGUAGUCAUUCAAAGAUCCUUAGUUUUGUAUUGAGAAAGUGUUGCUAGUUUGGGAGCCACAGGCUUUAUGGUGACCAGUCAGACUUAUGUCUUAUUUUUCAUUUUUGUCCUGAUUCUACAUGUCUCCAAGUUUAUAGUCUCACAGUAUUUACAAAGACAUGUUUGCAUUGAGAAAUUUUUACCCAGUUGGGUUUGUUGGAGGAAGUAGACCUCCAAUACCAUUGUAACUAAAGUCUGUCUAGUCAUUAUAACCACUUAUCUGUCAGUUUAGACAGAUUGGGCCAGCUUGAUGUUUUAAAUCUUGAGCCAAGUAUGAAAACUUUAAAGGCUUACUCAAUUUUUUACCAUUUUAUUGAAAAUAUUUGAAAUCUGUUUUUACAAUUUUUUUGGAAAUCUGUGCCAUAAGAUUUGAAAACCACCAAAAAUUAUAAAAACUUUUCUAUCCAGUUCCUUUUCUGGGGUGAUGUUACAUUGUAUAGAUUAUUAAUGCAUGUCCGCUAAUAGAACUCUUGUUUUGUGAUGUAAUUGCUUAGAUUUUAUUGGUGACAUAUUAGAUUAGUGGUUGUAUUAAAUAACUAAAUUCUCCUUGUUAUUAAUUGAAAUUUUAUCUUUAAGCAGAAAGUUAUUUGUGACUAUAAGCUUUGUGCUUAGAGAAUGUAUGUGUUUUUAUCUGUCAGUAUGGGAGCACAUAAACUGUUUGCAUCAUUUA